Drosophila biarmipes is the source of this 1599-nucleotide messenger RNA. RefSeq names its product O-phosphoseryl-tRNA(Sec) selenium transferase. The transcript has 4 exons. The record is from RefSeq and is a predicted model, not a curated record. Gene Ontology annotation, biological process: conversion of seryl-tRNAsec to selenocys-tRNAsec; selenocysteine incorporation. The coding region runs from base 86 to 1489 and encodes 467 amino acids. Lineage: Eukaryota; Metazoa; Arthropoda; Insecta; Diptera; Drosophilidae. Gene Ontology annotation, molecular function: tRNA binding; O-phosphoseryl-tRNA(Sec) selenium transferase activity.
AAUCCGAUUGGAACUUUUUGGCGCACACUGAUUACGAUAGUGUUUACUUCUUAAUAUAGUUAUUUCCAGAGCUGCGUUAAACGAAAUGAACCUUGACCAAAUAAAUAUACCGCGAAAACUAGUGCCGGACAACUACUUGCAGCUGGGACUAGCAGCUCAACGCAGCAAGCAACGCACUUUCAAGGAGCUCAUAGAGAAGAGGAAACUGCCGGAGACGGGAUGGUCCGAUGAGCAGAUUGAGGAGCUCGUGCUCCAGCUGGCCUCCUUGGACAGCAAUAACUUUCCGCACAAGGUCGGACUGGGAGAACGGGAGGCCCGAAUUGCCUGUAAACUCGUUGCCCGCCGGCACUACAACUUCGGUCACGGAAUAGGCCGCUCUGGAGAUUUACUGGAGGCUCAACCCAAGGCAGCAGGCUCCACGCUGCUCUCACGCUUGACAAAUGCGCUAAUUCUGGACCUUGUGCGGGGAAUCGGGCUGCCCAGCUGUGCCGACUGCUUUCUCGUGCCGAUGUGCACAGGCAUGAGCCUAACCCUCUGCCUGCAAAGUCUACGGAAGCGAAGACCCGCGGCGCAGUACGUGCUCUGGUCGCGCAUCGAUCAGAAGUCCUGCUUUAAGGCCAUCACCGCCGCGGGCUUGAAUCCAGUAAUAAUCCCCUGUCGGGUUAACGAGGAGGCUCUGUACACCGACAUAAAUUUAUUCCGGGAGAAGGUAGAGCUGUUGGGAGUGGAGAACAUCCUCUGCCUGUACACCACCACCAGUUGUUUUGCACCGCGCAACAGCGAUGACAUUGUGGAAAUAUCCAAGCUGGCAAAGCAGAAGCAGAUUCCCCACCUGGUCAACAAUGCUUACGGGCUACAGGUCAAGAUUAUCGUUCGUCAGCUGGAGCGGGCAAAUCAAAUCGGACGCAUUGAUUACUUUGUCCAGAGUAGCGACAAGAAUCUCUUGGUGCCAGUGGGCGGUGCCAUUGUGGGUAGCUUCAACAAGAGCCAGCUCCACGAAGUGGCCAGCAGUUAUGCGGGAAGAGCUAGCGGCUCCCAGUCCCUGGACGUUUUUAUGACGCUGCUUUCGCUGGGGCGCAACGGUUUUCAAUCGCUCAUCCAGCAGCGGGCCGAGAACUUCAUCUACCUCAGAGAUAGCCUCAGGAAAUUCGCAGAGAGUCAUGGAGAAGUGGUAAUCGACAGCAGUUAUAACUCCAUAUCAUUGGCAAUUACACUGGGAACGAUUUCUCCGGAUGAGGACGACGUCACCCAGCUCGGAUCUAUGCUUCACAUGCGUGGAGUGUCCGGAGCAAGAGUAGUGGUGCCUUGGCAAACCAAAACCAUCGAUGGGCACGAGUUUGUGGGUUUUGGCUCUCACCGCAACGACCUUAAAGUGCCUUAUCUAACUGUGGCGUCUGCCUUGGGGAUAACACGGGAGGAGAUCGACAAGUUUUUUGAUAUCUUCGGCAGGUGCUGGCACCAGUUAGUCAAAAUAAAAAUGAAAGCAUAACAAAAUUCCUACCAAAGGCAACACAAUAAAAUGUGCAUCGCCUAAGUCAACUUACUUUUAUAUAGAAAUAUAUAAUAAACCAGCAUUAUAGAUUUAAGAUCCAAAAUAAA